Mesorhabditis belari is the source of this 360-nucleotide messenger RNA. The record is from the annotation of a GenBank genome assembly. Lineage: Eukaryota; Metazoa; Nematoda; Chromadorea; Rhabditida; Rhabditidae.
CCAUGGCGACAAAACUGCCUGUUCACUUUCGGUUCCGAGGGUCGUCUCUUCCUCAAUCGACAACCAUUCGAUAGUGAAAUGAACAAAUAUCAUCAACUAAACAUCACCGCUCAGAACUCGCGAGGAGUUGACUCGGUCUUGUACAAUGUAUACGUGGAAGGUCCACCAAAUACUCGAGGAUCUUCCGUAGACGAAAUUCCCGAUAAAGCAAUCUGCACUUUCCCGAAAAAUGUUUACGAUGCUCAGAUCCCGGAGAAUCUCGAAGGGCGACACAAGUUGACAAAAGUGACAUCAGACUGUGAAUCAAAUAGAAAACCCUAUGAGUAUGUGUUGUGGAAAAGGAUCAGAUCAAUUCGAGAU